This is a messenger RNA of Meloidogyne enterolobii, 1848 nucleotides long. The record is from the annotation of a GenBank genome assembly. NCBI's taxonomy places the organism in Eukaryota, Metazoa, Nematoda, Chromadorea, Rhabditida, Meloidogynidae.
AUGUUAAAACUAAUUGUUUUAAAUUACAUUUUGUUAAUUUAUUGUUUUAAUAUUGUUGAUGGAAGUGGAGAAGGGUCUAACGAAGAAAAUGAUGAGUUUUUCGAAACAAAGGAAGAAUUCGACAUUUCUUCCGAAAUAGAUGAAAUUGAUCAACAUGUAAAGAAUCAAAUUGCUUGGAUUUUAGAAAAUGCUCGUAAAUGUGAUGAACAAGAGAAAUGUGUAAAUAUGUUUUUGAAUGAUAUGGCGAUGUUUAAUGAUCUAGCCCGAGUUGGAGGAAUUGCUGCAUUAUGCGACAACAUGAAGAGUGAGAAAGAUAAAAUUGGAAAUCCAAUCAGGGAACUUCUCAAUGGAGGAAUUAACAAUAAUGACGCUAAAUCUCGUUUGAAUCUUUAUACCAAAUGCGUUGAUAAUUUUUUCACUAAAGAUAGAGGACUUUUUCAAAUGAAAAAUUCAAAACCUCACGAAUUAUCGGAGAUUAACGAAAAACUUCUCCGAUCAUUUCUGCUUACCAAACCGUUGUAUAUUGCAACUACAAUGUACGAAUCAAUUCAAAAUAAAGACACAAAUGCUUUAUUAGAAAUUGUUUCCACUCAAAAAUUAGAGGAUUUAAAUGUGGCAAUGAAGAUAAUGAUAGCUCUUCAUCCAGAUUUAAAAUUGGUUAAAAUGGUCAAUGAAAAAGUCGAUUUUAAAGAGUUUUCAAAGGGUCAAAUUCCGUUCGAUGCUGAUCAACUUGAUCAGUUUUUAAAUUGGCGUUUUGAUCCAAACUGUAAUGAAAAGCCAAUAGAAAAUAAGAUUGGAUGGUUAAACAAUCCAAUGAAAGAGAUUCGGAAUUAUAUAAAAAAUUUUAAGCAAAGGUGCCUGGAGAACCCUACUAUUUCCGACUAUAUAGUAAUAUUGGAAAAUAAAAAAACACGAAAUAAUUUCUUUCUUAUGCGUUUCAAUUGCGCGAUGAAAGCUUUUGAAAAUCAAAAACAAGAUAAAACAUCUUUACAUGUGGAUGACUUGAUCCGAACACUUAUUCUCUCAUAUAGCAAUGAUGAGGAAAGCAUUACUCAUCUAAUGAAAGUAAAUGAAAGGAAAGAGCUUGAAGACAAAAUAAACAAUGCUAAUUUUAAUCUUCAAGGAUGGAAUGACAAAGUUUUUAAAUACGCGUGCAAACGCCUUUUAAAUCUUGAAAAUGCUUCCCAAGUCAUGUCCUACAAUCGAUUCAUUGAACAUUAUGGAGAAAACAUUGUAGCAUUCACAAAUGCCUUAACAAGUGUUGAAAAUCUUUUUAACAUUAAAAUUGAUAAGAAGAAAGUCAAAAUUUCAAAUGAUAAAAUGUUUAUUGAUCUAAAUAAAGUGCCUGGCUCUUCUGUUGUCAAAAAUCUUAUUGAAGAAAUCAAUAAUGAUAUUUUGGACAAGUUAGAUUCGAAGUCAUUUGGAAGAAUUAAGAUAAACAACCAAAAAAUGGAAGAUUUGAUCGCAUUCAGCUCAAAUUAUCUGUAUGCAAAAUAUUUAGCAUUAGCUCUAGCGUUGAAUCAAGCUGUAGGGAAAGGAGAUGAUAAAGAGAACAAAAAUAAAUUAAUUUUGUUGAAAAUAUCUGACGAGCAAUUAGACAAGAUUAAGUCAAUUAAUUUUGAUUCAAUUAAAAAAUUGUUGGAAGAAAUGUCUAUUAAAUUGUUUGACAAAUAUAAGGGAGGUAAAUCGAAUCAACAAAGUGGUUUUGUUAAUGAUUUGAUCAAUGAAAUGAUAAAUUUGAUUAAUGAUGUUGAUUUUAAAUGUGAGUAUUACUUAUUUUUUUAUAAAGCAUUUAGUCUGUUGAAGGCUAUGUUUUUGCAUUUUAGUCACUUUUGUAAUUUAUCAUGA